Chenopodium quinoa (quinoa) is the source of this 1349-nucleotide messenger RNA. RefSeq names its product protein FAR1-RELATED SEQUENCE 5-like. Bases 123 to 1058 code for a protein of 311 amino acids. Gene Ontology annotation, biological process: regulation of DNA-templated transcription. Gene Ontology annotation, molecular function: zinc ion binding. The transcript is spliced from 2 exons. The record is from RefSeq and is a predicted model, not a curated record. NCBI's taxonomy places the organism in Eukaryota, Viridiplantae, Streptophyta, Magnoliopsida, Caryophyllales, Amaranthaceae.
UGAUCUUUGGUCCAUUUACUGGAGUUGAUCAUCAUAAAAAAUGUGUUACUUUUGCGGCUUCUUUUGUAGCUCAUGAGGAUAUAUCAUCUUUUGAAUGGGUUUUCAAAACUUUUCUUAAAUCAAUGGGAAAUAACGAGCCUGUGUGUUUGAUUACCGAUCAAGACCCUGCAAUGAAAGUUGUUGUUCGUAAUGUUUUUCAAACUACAGAACAUAGGUUUUGUAUGUGGCAUAUUAUGAAAAAGGUGCCUGAAAAAGUAGGUCGGGCGAUUGCCCAAGACACUGAUUUCUUGAAAAAACUGUGUUCAUGUGUUUGGCAUUUAGAGAUUGAGCCGGCAGAAUUUGAAGAAAAGUGGAACAAAGUUAUUUCAGAAUUCCAUUUGAACGAUCAUGAAUGGUUGGCAUACAUGUACAACAUACGUGAUAUGUGGAUUCCAGCGUAUUUCAGAGAUUUAUUUUUGGGUGGCAUUAUGAGGACCACAUCUAGAUCAGAAAGUGAAAAUAAUUUUUUCACUAUGUUCACAAAUCCCCAUCUCACUUUGAUUGAGUUCUACAUGAGGUUUGAAUGUGCAUUGGAUGCUCAAAGGCACACUCAAAAUAAAAUGGAUAAUGAUUCGAAGAAUAAGCGUCCGGAGUGUAAGACUCCAAUUCCUUUAGAGAAAGAUGCUUCUGAAUUGUUUACAACAACAAUUUUCUAUGAAUUUCAAUAUGAGCUUGAAAUUGGAUGUUUUAAUUGUGGUGUUGAGGAGAUGAAGAAGGACAAUGAGCUUUACAUUUUCAAUUUGAGGGAAGGAACCAGAAGGAGGACUUUUGAUGUUGUUUUUGAUCCAACUACCUUUGAUACCAAGUGUGUUUGUAAAAAAUUUGAACGUGAUGGUGUGCCUUGUAGGCAUAUGAUUUGGGUGUGGAAGGCAAGGAUGUUAGAAAAAAUUCCCAAGGCCUACGUUCUAAAUAGAUGGUGUACAAUGGCUUAUAAGAAGCCCAUUUUUUAUUUAGAGGGUAAUGUGUUGGAGGAAUGUAUUAAUGCAGUAGAUAAGAAAAUGUUAUUAAAUGAUUUGUAGUCUGAAAUUCAUGCUUGUGUGAGUUUAGUGCAAAACAAUGAAGAUGAUCUUAGUGAUCUUGUCAAAAAACUUCGAGCCAUGAGGGUAGAUUUGGAACAGAAGAAAACAAAUGGAAGCAACAAUCUUUCGAGCAAAGUUAAAGACAUUGAAAUGCUUAUUGAAGCUAGUCUACCUUCCAAUGUUUUAAUCAAACCUCCUAAAAUUUCGAAGAACAAAGGCACGGGGGUUCAUGUUCCAAAUCAGGUCAAUGUUCCAAAUGAUGUCCAUGUUCCAAAUCAGGUUCAUGUUCCA